This is a messenger RNA of Geosmithia morbida, 738 nucleotides long. RefSeq names its product monolysocardiolipin acyltransferase. The transcript has a single exon. The coding region runs from base 1 to 738 and encodes 245 amino acids. The record is from RefSeq and is a predicted model, not a curated record. Gene Ontology annotation, cellular component: mitochondrial membrane. Gene Ontology annotation, biological process: cardiolipin acyl-chain remodeling; inner mitochondrial membrane organization. Lineage: Eukaryota; Fungi; Ascomycota; Sordariomycetes; Hypocreales; Bionectriaceae. Gene Ontology annotation, molecular function: 1-acylglycerophosphocholine O-acyltransferase activity.
AUGACCAACUUCUUCGGCGUCGGCAAGGUCCUCCCAACCCAUCGACUCUGGCACUCACCCUACGGCGGUCCAUACCAGUCCACGAUGGAGCAGGCAAUCAAGCUCCUGUCGGGCCCACCCGAAGCGUCAGAUGCAAACCCCAACGCCUCGACUACACCCACCCCCCUGACAUACUCGACCGACGGCCAGGACGAGCACCUAGCUCCGGCAUCGUACUCAGCCAACCGCAACUCCUGGGUGCAUGUAUUCCCCGAGGCGUGCUGCCACCAAAAUCAGGAGAGCACGUUGCGAUACUUCAAAUGGGGUGUGUCGCGCAUGAUUCUCGAAAGCGAGCCGGCCCCGGACUUCGUCCCUAUGUUCAUCCACGGGACGCAAAACGUCAUGCCCGACGAUAGGGGGUGGCCGCGCUGGUUGCCGCGUGCCGGCAACCGCAUCCGCAUUGCAUUUGGUGACCCCACAAACGUCGACGUCGUCUUCGGCCGCCAUCGCGCCGAGUGGAGACGUUUGGUUGAGCAACAAGCUGGAGACUUGGACUCCCUGAGAGACCACCCGAAGGCGGUGCAGCUGAGAAUCGACGUGGCCAAGUCGGCCAGAGAUGAGGUCGAGAAGCUUAGGGAGAAGAUGGGCCUGCCUGCUGAGGAGGACGACACGGCUGCUCUGGCUGAGACUUGGGCCAAGGAGCCUAACAAGCGCAGAUUCAAGAGUCCUGUCGAUGGAAGUCUGGUCAACAGACACUAA